AGCUUUUAGUGUUGGACAGAGUGCAAUUUCAGCACUAGAGUUACGUGAAUCUUUUAUUUAUAAAAAAAAAUUCGGCAAAAUGUCUCGCGCUCUCAGUCCCUUGAUUAGGAGAUGCUACAGUCAAAUACAAGGUGGGUCUGUUGGCAAGAAACCAAAAGUAAGCAGCGGACCAGGAGCCAGUGAAUCCUCCUCCAUUCCUUCAGUGACUGGAUUAAGCAGCAAUUGCGUUAAAUCUGCAACGUCUCCUGUGGGUCCUGGAGCCUCUGCCACCAGCGGGUACAAGGUGCCUGAAUAUUUCAGCUUUAAUCGAUUCAGCUACGCCGAAGCGGAGGUGGAAAUGGCCAAAUACCGUUGCCCACAGCCAUCAGCAUUGAAAAAGUGAAAAUUUCUCUAAGCAAAUUGUUAUAAAAAUGUAUAAAUAAAGUCAAAUAUGUAUAGCAAUUAA
Drosophila willistoni is the source of this 445-nucleotide messenger RNA. RefSeq lists its product as uncharacterized. The coding region runs from base 80 to 382 and encodes 100 amino acids. The transcript has a single exon. Gene Ontology annotation, cellular component: mitochondrion. The record is from RefSeq and is a predicted model, not a curated record. NCBI's taxonomy places the organism in Eukaryota, Metazoa, Arthropoda, Insecta, Diptera, Drosophilidae.